Messenger RNA from Oryza brachyantha (malo sina), 1298 nucleotides. Its product is annotated as protein MRG1-like. Gene Ontology annotation, cellular component: nucleus; histone acetyltransferase complex. The coding region runs from base 93 to 1058 and encodes 321 amino acids. The transcript is spliced from 11 exons. Gene Ontology annotation, biological process: chromatin organization; regulation of DNA-templated transcription. The record is from RefSeq and is a predicted model, not a curated record. NCBI's taxonomy places the organism in Eukaryota, Viridiplantae, Streptophyta, Magnoliopsida, Poales, Poaceae.
AGAAAGGGAACACACACACACACCAAACCCAGGGACAGGAAGAGGUGGAUCUUGCGCGCAGUUGCGCUAGCUAGGGCUUCCCGAGCGCCGACAUGGGCGGAAGCUCCAACACCAGCAGCGGCGGCGGCGGCGGCAAGGACAAGGACGACGAGAGGGGCUCGCCGUCGACCAAGGAGGCGUCCUUCAAGGAGGGGGAGAGAGUGCUGGCCUACCACGGCCCCCUCCUCUACGAGGCCAAGGUUCAAAAGUCCGAAAACAAGGAGGAUGAGUGGCGGUAUCACGUCCAUUAUCUCGGUUGGAGUAAGAGCUGGGAUGAAUGGGUCACAAAUGAUCGUUUACUGAAAUUGACGGAGGAAAAUAUCCGUAAACAACAAGAGCUUGAAAAGAGCCAAUCUGCUGAUAAAAGUGUAAAGUCUGGACGGUCAUCUCAGCAUAAGCCAAAAGGCUCCAAUGCAGAUGCAAAAACGGACAAAGAGGACACAAAGUCUCUUGUCAAGGGGAAGAAACGCAAGAGUCAGCCUGGUGUGACUGAGGAGAAGGAAAGAAAAUCAUCAGAGAGUCUCUUCAUGUCACAUUUUCCUUCAACACUAAAAAAGCAACUUGUUGAUGAUUGGGAGUUUGUCACGCAGCUGGGUAAGGUUGUGAAGCUACCUCGAUCCCCCACUGUCGAUGAUAUUCUAGCGAAGUACUUGGAGCAUCGGACAAAGAAGGAUAACAAGAUAAAUGACUCUUACGCUGAGAUUUUGAAAGGAUUGCGAUGCUACUUUGAUAAAGCAUUGCCUGCAAUGCUUUUGUAUAAGAAAGAGCGACAACAGUACUCUGAAGAGGUUAAAGGUGAUGUUUCACCCUCAACUAUAUAUGGAGCUGAGCAUCUACUGCGCCUUUUUGUGAAAUUGCCAGAGCUACUUGCUUCUGUCAACAUGGAAGAAGAUGCACUCAACAAACUACAGCAGAAAUUGCUGGACAUUCUCAAGUUUCUGCAGAAGAAUCAGAAUUCAUUCUUCCUUUCUGCUUAUGACAGUGGUUCUAAAGGUACUGACGGGAUAAAGGCCAAAUAGAAGCAAACUGUUGCAUCUGUAUGUUGACUGUACUUAAUUCUCUCUGUGUUGUUUUAAUCUCUAUGUGAUUGAACUAUGCGUCAGUGAAAACUUUUAGUACUUAACAGCACUGUUUGCUAAUGCUAAUUUCAUGUAAAAGAGCUGCUGAAGGUAGAAUGUUGGCUGGUUUGUAUGACAGUUGAGCACUUGCAUCAUACAUGGGGUUAUAUUUUCCCAAUAUUUUUAUUGAUGUACAACUAA